AUGUCUACCGACACGACUGUGACCAAGCCUGCGCUCCCAUCUUCCCCAAAUGUUGAUCCAGCCAUCUUCACCUCAUUACAGUCCAAAAUCGACGAAGAGAGUGCCAUCCGCGACGAAUUGAAAGCUCUGGUCGACAUACUCUCGAAACAAGGCCGGCUCACCCAAUCCAUCCUCUCUCGAAUCCACAACACUCCCACCACAGAGCUCGAGGCCUCCGUCCUAGCACCUUGCUACGAUGCCCUCUCAGAACAGGCAGCUACGGUGAAAAAUCUGGCGCGGUCGGCGUCCAAAUAUCCGUUCUACAAAUGGAACUCAGUAUGGCAGCGGGAUAUUCAGGGUGUGAUCAGCAGUAUGCAGAUGUGUGACUGGCUCAAGAGUGGAAAUCUGGUGACACUCGAGGAAGUCGGCCAAAGACUUGAUGUUCCAGUAAACCUCAAGUCUGAGGAUGCCUUUCACAUCACGGUCGAAGACUACCUCCUAGCUUUAACAUCGAUGACCGAAGAGCUUGCGCGUCUCGCUCCGAACGCGGUGACAGUGGGCGACUAUUCCCGACCUCUACAGAUCUCAAAGUUUAUCAAGGAUGUUCAUGCAGGGUUUCAGCUACUGAAUCUGAAAAACGAUAUCCUCAGGCGACGAGCUGAUGGAAUCAAAUACAGCGUCAAGAAAGUUGAGGAUGUGGUCUAUGAUUUGAGUCUCAGAGAAUUGAUACCAAAAACAUCUGGGGCUACUUGA
This is a messenger RNA of Rhinocladiella mackenziei CBS 650.93, 732 nucleotides long. RefSeq lists its product as uncharacterized. Gene Ontology annotation, cellular component: nucleus; cytoplasm. The record is from RefSeq and is a predicted model, not a curated record. Gene Ontology annotation, biological process: RNA metabolic process. Bases 1 to 732 code for a protein of 243 amino acids. Lineage: Eukaryota; Fungi; Ascomycota; Eurotiomycetes; Chaetothyriales; Herpotrichiellaceae. Gene Ontology annotation, molecular function: RNA binding; sequence-specific DNA binding; single-stranded DNA binding. The transcript has 2 exons.